GUUUCCUCCUUUUGCAGCGGCCGCUGCCAUCUUCACCGGGGCGGAAGAGUCGAGUACGCGAGUUUCGUCUUGACAGCGCCUUCGGGCCCCAGCUGUGUUGUGUCAGGCCGUUCCCUGGCGUGACACAGAUUUGAAGAAGGGAAAUGGAUGGCGGAACCCCAAAACCAACGGUAAAUGGCGUCACCAUGAAAUCACAACUUCAGGUUACAGUCAUAUCUGCUAAACUGAAAGACAGCAGAAAGAACUGGUUCGGCCCAAGCCCGUACGUGGAAGUGUCAGUCAAUGGACAAUCAAAGAAAACUGAAACCCGGAACAACACGCACAGUCCCAAAUGGAAGCAGCACCUCACUGUCAUUGUUACCCCAUUCAGUGUGUUAAAUUUCCGCGUAUGGAGCCAUCAGACUUUAAAAUCAGAUGCCCUCCUUGGCACCGCAUCGCUGAAUUUGCAGGAAACCCUACUUGCUAAUAACAUGAAACUGGAGGAAGUGAUUGUGAACUUACAGCUGCAAGGAGACAGAGAGACAGUGGGUGACCUAUCAGUGUGCUUGAAUGGGUUGCAGGUAGAUCCCGAGCUCUUGGCUAAUGGAGAUGCUACUUCUGUGCCAGCUUCCACUGAUAACUCAAGAGUACAGAUGGAUGCUGCGGCUGCCAGCACUGAUGGCACAGAUGGCGCAAGCCCCAGUGAAGAUCGCAGAUCCAAUGGCACCAAUUCACCAUCGUUGUCCAAUGGAGGUUUUAAACCCAGCAGACCACCCAGACCAUCGCGGCCACCACCACCUACCCCUCAGAGAACUUCUAUCUCAGCCCCUUCUAAUAACGCCCUCUUCAGUAAUUCAGAAACCACUGCAAACCUGGCAGGCAGCGGUCCUCCUCCUGAGACAGAUGCGACACCCGGCAUCCCUCCUGUUUCCAGUCAGGUUCUUCCUGUCAACGUUGAUAGCCAGAGAAUCGGCAAUGUCGCCCAAGGAGCCCUUCCUCCCGGUUGGGAGCAGCGAGUGGAUCAACAGGGACGUGUGUAUUUUGUGGAUCAUGUGGCAAAAAGGACGACCUGGGACAGACCAGAGCCUCUCCCCCCUGGGUGGGAGCGUCGUGUAGAUAACAUGGCGCGAAUCUACUAUGUAGACCACAUAACACGGACUACCACAUGGCAGAGGCCCACCAUUGAAUCUGUACGUAACUACGAGCAGUGGCAGCUUCAGCGUAACCAGCUGCAAGGGGCAAUGCAGCAGCAGUUCAACCAGAGGUUCAUCUAUGGGAACCAAGAUUAUAGUCAAAAUAAAGAGUAUGAUCCCCUGGGGCCCUUACCUGCUGGAUGGGAAAAGCGGACAGAUGGGAAUGGCAGGGUGUAUUUUGUGAAUCACGCUACACGGACAACUCAAUGGGAGGAUCCAAGAAAUCAGGGGCAACUGAAUGAAAAACCACUGCCAGAGGGCUGGGAGAUGAGAUUCACUGUGGAUGGUGUUCCAUAUUUUGUAGAUCACAAUAGAAGAACCACUACAUAUAUUGAUCCUCGGACUGGAAAAUCUGCCUUAGAUAAUGGACCCCAGAUCGCCUAUGUGAGGGAUUUCAAGGCCAAGGUGCAGUACUUCAGGUUCUGGUGUCAGCAACUCUUCAUGCCGCAGCACAUCAAGAUCACAGUCAAUAGGAAAACUUUGUUUGAGGAUUCCUUUCAGCAGAUCAUGAGCUUUAACCCACAAGAUCUGAGGAGAAGACUUUGGAUUAUCAUCCCCGGAGAGGAGGGGCUCGAUUAUGGAGGAGUUGCAAGGGAGUGGUUUUUCCUCCUGUCCCAUGAAGUCCUUAACCCCAUGUAUUGCCUGUUUGAGUAUGCUGGAAAAGAUAACUACUGCUUGCAAAUUAACCCUGCCUCCUAUAUCAACCCCGACCAUCUGCGCUACUUCCGCUUUAUUGGCAGGUUCAUUGCCAUGGCAUUAUUUCAUGGCAAAUUUAUAGACACUGGUUUCUCCUUGCCAUUCUACAAACGCAUAUUAAAUAAGCCGGUGGGGCUAAAGGACUUGGAAUCUGUGGAUCCUGAGUUUUACAAUUCUCUCAUCUGGAUCAAAGAAAACAACAUAGAAGAGUGCGGCUUGGAAAUGUAUUUUUCAGUGGAUAAGGAACUGCUUGGUGAAGUUAAAAGCCAUGACCUAAAACCAGAUGGGAGCGAUAUCCAGGUGACCGAGGAAAACAAAGAGGAGUACAUCAGGCUUGUCGCAGAGUGGAGAUUAUCUCGAGGAGUGGAGGGGCAGACGCAGGCAUUUUUUGAGGGUUUUAAUGAAAUUCUACCCCAGCAGUAUUUGCAGUAUUUUGAUGCCAAAGAAUUGGAAGUUCUCCUAUGUGGGAUGCAGGAAAUUGAUUUGAACGAUUGGCAGCGAAACGCAAUCUACCGACACUACACAAGAACCAGCAAGCAAAUAGUGUGGUUCUGGCAGUUUGCUAAAGAAAUUGACAAUGAGAAGCGCAUGAGACUCCUUCAGUUUGUCACUGGGACUUGCAGAUUACCAGUUGGAGGCUUUGCAGAUUUGAUGGGGAGCAAUGGCCCUCAGAAAUUCUGCAUUGAGAAGGUGGGGAAAGAAAACUGGCUACCUAGAAGUCACACAUGCUUUAACCGUUUGGAUCUUCCACCUUAUAAAAGCUUUGAACAACUUAAGGAAAAAUUGCUCUUUGCAAUAGAAGAAACAGAAGGAUUUGGUCAAGAGUGAGAAGCCCCUGACAUAUCCUCCUGGCACAAUGAGAGUGUGUAUACUGCUGAUCCCCUCCCUGGCCUCCUCCGUUCUCCAAUUAGUUCUUUUUCCUCAAGGAUCCAGUCUUCAGUGACGGCAUAUGGUCUCAAGACAUCUUCCAGACUGUUUUACGUCCUUCUCAGCCGGACCGUUUUCUGCACAUCUUUAUCUGUGAUCUGUCACCUGGAGAUACAUGGCUCUCUCUGUAAAUGUAGCUGAGGCUUUGGUUUUAUUACAGUCUUCCAGGGAUGUGACACUAUGCAUCCCAUGUGGGGAUAACAUUCACAGAGUUCUGUCCACUUUACCCGAGUUCUGCCGCAGGACACCCACAGCCCAUUGAGCUGUAUAUAGCCAUAUUUAUUAUGCACUACGGGAGGGUGUCCUGCGGAGAGACGCUCAAGAGGAAAGUUACCUCUCCUGCUUUCUAAUGAAAGCAAUACCCCGAGGUCUACUCGAAUUAGGGGGUGUUGUUUUUACACCUGUAGAAAGCGGGACUUUGUCUACUUGAUCAUGUCACCUCAGAGCUUGCACAGAGUGGCCUCCAGUCACUGGUUAUUUCGGGAAGCAGACUUCUAAUAGGCAUCUCAUCCCCCAUUAGUUUAUUACUGUAUGGAUUGUCUGCGGUCCUUGUACAGAACAUAAAAGCACUGUAACUUUCAUACAGAUCAUUUUACGUUUGUUCGACAGAUAUCACGUAAACGCGCAUGCUUUCUAUUUCAUAGAGGACCAUUUUAUAGGCGACUGGAGAUUUAGAGCAAACGUCUGAAGAAUGAAGUCUUAAGCUCUUAGAUCUGUCUGUACUCCAUGUGUAUUUUGUACUCUUACUUGAGGCUGAUAACCUGCUUUUAUGUGUCUGACAACUGAGCAUGAACCUCACUUGUGUGAUGUCGGUGAAUGUGGUCCAAACCAGACCUCCUUUAGAACUGCAGGAUCUUAUGGUUCCUAGCCUACAACUGUGUCUGGACUGUCGAGAAAAUAUAUAGCAAGAUGAUGAUGAUGUGACUGACAGCUGAUUAACGAGGUGAUUAUACCACUCGUCCGUGGCGUAAAGGUUACCUGUCACCGGGAAAUUCACUGAUAAACCAGGCACAAUGCCUUGUAGAGCUAGAUAUGCUGAAUGUGAUCAUACCUUUCACUUAGUGAUCCGAUGCGUCGUUCUGGAGGAAAAGGUACUUCUAAUCCAUAUGCAGAUCAGUGAAGUGCACCAAGGGAGGGCCCAAGUCACCCUGUGCACCCUUGCUCCUCCUGCUUCCUCUGCCAGCUCCCCCUCCUCCUUCCUGAUUGACAGUAAAGACUUGGGAGGCCUUCCUCACAGCACUUAAAGGGGUUGUCUCACUUCAGCAAGUGGCAUUGAUCAUGUAGAGAAAGUUAAUACAAGGCAUUUACUAAUGUAUUGUGAUUGUCCACAUUGGUUGCAGCCACCGCUGCUGCGCAGAUACAAGGGAGCUGCUGCGCACCAUCAGAGAGGCAGGCGCUUUUUCCUAUAGCGUGCAAGCACGGCCACCGCUGCUGAAUUGAAUCCAGCCAGCAAAGGAGGAAUAUGGACAAUCAGGAUACAUUAGAAAGUGCCUUGUAUUAACUUCCAUUUGCUGAUGUAACAGAUCGCUAACCUAGCUCUACAAGGCGUUGUGCCUGCUUCAUCAGUGUAUAUCCUGGAGACAGAUUCCCUUUAAAGUUGAGUUACUUUGGUACAUACAUUGCAUUACUACUAGCGUUAUAUCCUGUUGUUGGAAACAGGCAUUAACCUUUUAGUAGGACAAACCCUUAAAGGAACACUAAACCUAGAAAUGAAGGACAAAAGUAAAUAUGAGAUAAUCAAUUAACGUACUUGGCUGUUUCCAGAAAUGCCAGCGAAGUGAAUGGAGAGCGCCACAUGUGCGCGUCCAAGCCCUAUUUUCUUGAUAGGUGCCAAUCCCACCUCUGGUAACCUGCAGCUGUCGUAAAUGUCCACAUGGAUCUUUUUGUUGCACUGCAGACAAGACCGAGGGGGGAAGCUCCUGCUGCAGCCAGCUGUCUUACAGCCAGCCACAACACACAGCAGAUUUCUUUAUAUGUCUGCCAUUGUAAUAUGAGACAAUGAGGGAGGAAGUUGUGGGAUUUUUCUUUUUUUAUAUGUGUUUAUUGUUCCUUAAAGGGAUUGUCCAAGUUAUUUUUAUUGAUGACCCAUCAUCAUUGGCGGGGGUCCGACACCAUACACUUAAAUAGGAGGGAGCGGUCCCAUUGAAGUGAAUGGGACAGCUUCUUGUAGUUACACUUGCUUACCGCUGCUGUUGCAACGGCGAGCAGGUAAACAAUGAAGAGAAGGCAGCUCUGCCACUUCAACCAGAUGAUCGUCAGGGGUCCUGGGUGUCGGACCCCCCGCCUAUCAGAUAUUGAUGACCUAUUCUGAGGAUAGGUCAUCAAUUUAAAUAACUUGGACAACCCCCUUUAAAUGGCUUAGCUGAGCUCAUUUAAUGCCAUCCAACAGCAGACUUCCGCUACAUCAUUGCAUGGUGCAAAUUAUCAGGACAAAUUAUGUGCAGUGAUUGAUCCAACAAGGAAUGCUGAUUGUGAAUGUCGCUCUGAGCUAUAGUAUGGAUGGGCUAGUACAAGAUGGGUAAUAGUCUAUAGGUGAAAAACAGAAAAUUGUGUUUGAAGGCAGACACAUACUUUAGAGCAGGGGUAGGCAACCUGCGGCAUUCUAGCUAUUGUGAAACUCUCAUAGAAAUGAAUGGAGCAUGCUGGGAAUUGUAGUUUCACAACAGCUGGAGUGCCGGAGGUUGCUGAUCCCUGCUUUAGGCUGAGUUCACACGAGCGUGACGGAUUGGGGCCGGAUGC
Molecule: messenger RNA, 5534 nt
Organism: Bufo gargarizans (Asiatic toad)
Lineage: Eukaryota; Metazoa; Chordata; Amphibia; Anura; Bufonidae
Gene: ITCH
Product: itchy E3 ubiquitin protein ligase
Exons: 24
Coding region: 144-2696 (850 amino acids)
Biological process (GO): protein K29-linked ubiquitination; protein K48-linked ubiquitination; ubiquitin-dependent protein catabolic process
Molecular function (GO): ubiquitin protein ligase activity; protein binding
Source: RefSeq, a predicted model, not a curated record